ACCAAUCAGCAAAGACACGGGAAAAAGAUGGAAUGACGUUGCCUAGGGGCGGAGCCAAGGCAGCUUAGGGGGCGGGCGUUUGAAACCGGUGCUUCAUAGUCGACCCCAAAUAUCAUCUUUUCCCUUUGCGAACCAAUUACUUAAUCUCUCUUGCGUCUUUUCCUUUCCCGACCCCCUCCCAGACUCGUUCGCUGCGGUUCUGCGAGGACGGAGGCGCCAGGAGCCGGUCCGCGUCUCGCAAGAGAGAUGUGAGGAGAGCUUGCCAACUGACCGACCCAACGGCUCCUGCUCCUCAGUAGACCCCGCAGCCUAGGGACUAGAGUUGUCACUUAAGUGGAUAUGAAGAAGGCGCAAAUAAGUACGGGGGCAGCCACGCGCUUUCCAAAGGCAAACCAGAACAUCCCCAUAACGUGAAUACAGAGAGAAAAGAUGCAGUGCAGAGAGCAAAUGGAACUUCAAAACAAUUUAACCCUUUCAGCGAGAAGAGAAGUCUUCAGCAAUUAAUCUACAGUGAACAUUCACACAGCCAAAGUAGUUUCUGGAACCAAAAAAUGAUGGGAGACUUGGCUAAAAGAAAACGACAAACUGUUGAAAAUAAAAUCAGGUUGUUGGAUAUUCUUCCUGGAUGCCAUCUUCAAAGUCCGGUGUGUUUCUUCUGGAGACUUUUAAUCUCUAUGGAGUUUCCAGGGAUGUUCCCAGUGGAUAUUCCCUGCCAAAGCAACUGUCAGAACCAUCCAGUCUUUUGGGGUGAAGGUUCCCGUUACUAUGGUUGCCACAGAUCAGAUGAAGUCUACAUGACAACUGUUCUUUACUUGAGAGAAGCCAGAGGCCAGACUUACUGUGAAGAUUGUGUCUUAGUAACAUCCCGGAAGAGAUUCUGCUGCACCCCUGUCUGUGCACCCAGUAGCCAACAAGAGGAAAGAACCAGGUUCCAACGGGACAUAUUAGACCAAGGCUCCCUGACUGAGCUGAUGCCCUGAGUGCUGGCUCUGGGUUAGUCAGCAAGCCUAACAAAAGUUAGUCCCAUCAUAUGCACAGAGGCUGUCAGGAGAUUCGGCUCCAUCACAGCCACAGCAAGUCUUUUUUAUUUAUUUUUUAAAUCCCCUUCCUCAAUCCUGUGCCUAUAUUGGAAUUUGGUGUAUACAUUGAAGCUAUGAAGACUAAGUCCACAUGCACUCAGAAUCCAAAUUGCAGUAUAAUGAUAUUUCGUCCAACCAAAGAAGAGUUUAAUGAUUUUGACAAAUACAUUGCUUACAUGGAGUCCCAAGGGGCACACCGAGCUGGACUGGCCAAGGUCAUCCCACCAAAAGAAUGGAGGGCCAGGCAGUCUUAUGACAAUAUAAGCAACAUCUUGAUAGCAACUCCCCUGCAGCAAGUGGUCUCUGGGCAGGCAGGCGUGUUCACCCAAUACCAUAAGAAGAAGAAAGGCAUGACAGUGGGGGAGUAUCGUGAGCUGGCCAACAGCAAAAAGUACCAGACCCCGCCACACCUGGAUUUUGAAGAUUUGGAGAGAAAAUACUGGAAGAAUCGCCUGUAUGAGUCACCGAUUUAUGGUGCUGACGUCAGCGGCUCCCUGUUUGAUGGGAAGACUCAACAGUGGAAUGUGGGUCACCUGGGAACAAUUCAAGACCUAUUGGAACAGGAAUGUGGCAUAGUGAUUGAGGGUGUCAACACGCCCUACCUGUACUUUGGCAUGUGGAAGACCACCUUUGCGUGGCACACGGAGGACAUGGACCUGUACAGUAUCAACUACCUACACUUUGGGCAGCCCAAGACCUGGUAUGCUGUGCCCCCUGAGCAUGGCAGGCGCCUGGAGCGCCUGGCCAGGGAACUCUUCCCUGGCAGCUCCAAGGGCUGCCAGGCCUUCCUGAGGCACAAGGUGGCGCUCAUCUCACCCACUGUGCUUAAGGAGAAUGGCAUCCCCUUUGGCCGCAUCACCCAGGAGGCUGGGGAGUUCAUGGUCACCUUUCCCUAUGGCUACCACGCGGGCUUCAACCAUGGCUUCAACUGUGCAGAGGCCAUCAAUUUUGCCACCCCAAGAUGGAUUGACUAUGGCAAGGUGGCAUCUCAGUGCAGCUGUGGGGAGGCCAGGGUGAGUUUCUCCAUGGAUGCCUUUGUGAGGAUCUUGCAGCCUGAGCGAUAUGAACUGUGGAAACGUGGCAAAGAUCAGGCAGUUGUGGACCACACAGAGACUAUGGGACCUACCAGUCAGGAGCUCACCACCCGGUGGGUGACCAAAGCACCAAGAAAAAGUUGGGGCUUGAAGCGUUUCCGGCUUCGCCAGGUCUCACGCUCUGUUCUGCCUAUAGCAAGUAAUGUUCCUUGCAACAUGCAGGUGUGCCACACCUCCAGGCAACCAUCAGAUGUGAAAGGUGAUGAGGUCCAGAAGUCUGACUCAGCCAGAGCCCCACUACAUCCUCUGAGUCUGUCUUCUUCUGGUCACAUAUCAACUGGAAGAUGUGGUCUUGGUCGUCGUCCUUGUGAACUAGGAGUUCAGGAGUCCUCCAAUGGAGCUCCAGUCAAGAGGCGACUUCCAGCAGGCACAGAUGACACAAGCCCCAGUCCAGAGCUUCAGCCCCAGUCUGUGAGUGGAGACUUAAUAGUCAACUCAGGACUUGUGAACCCUGGCCCACAGCAUCUUAUGACAGCUUCUGAAGGGGUAUUGACCUCCGACCCCUAAACCUAUGUCCUGGUUUAUAGUUCAUUGUCUUGCACUAAGGAUGCUCCCUAAGUCCAUUACCUCAUAGUUUUGACUGAGUUUGCAGGACAUUGGCCAUACCUGAGAGAGCUCCUGGUCAGUUCUAACUCCUAAACACACCAUGCACUUCCAGAACCUGGCAAGCCUCUGGAUAACUGCUAACUCCUGCUCUUCCAGCUGAGGUUUCAUUGGCCACUACUGUCGAGUUUCUGCAAGCUAAAUUCAGCUGAGGCUGCUCAGCACUGAUCUCCCAUCCUCAAGGCCAACUCUAGAGGCAGCAGAGCAUUCACAGUUUCCUCCCCCUCUGCCAUUUCUUGCAAAAUAUCUGACUUUUGACCACUAGAUUACUCCUCACAAAGAAAGUAGUCACAAAAAAGAUUAAAACCACUUGAGAGUCUCAGAUGACCUCUCGAAGUUGAUGUCUUACACAGUGUCUCACCCAGCUUUCACAAAUAAAGCAAAGCAGCCAAAAGGUUACACCUAGACUUUAUUUCUAAUAUUGAAGUUUCAAAUAGUGGAUCACUGGGACGACACUCUGUCUCCUGAAAUGGUCAUGUCUAAUCUAGGGAAAUAAGUCAUUGUGCAGUAACAAGUUCUUUGUUUCUCCCAUACCACACUUUCAAUUUGCAUGAAAGCCAUUCAUUUUUAUUUACAAGUGUGUGAGUGUGUUGUAUGUCUGGUAGUGUGUGAGUCAGGGUGCAACUGGGGAUGUCAGAGGAUAUUGGCUAGAGUUGGUUCUCCCAUGUACCAUGUGGGGGCCCUAGAGAUCCCACUCAAUGCAAAGAGUCGGUGGCAAGCAUCUUUGCCCACUUAGCCAUCUCAUUGGCCCAAUGCCUUCUCAUUUCCUUGUGAAGCAAAUUCCUAUGGAUGUCAUGAGACACCACCCCCACAUAGCUGCCUUCUUCCCUCUAUGCCUGGACACAAAUGAACUCCUUCUAGUCCCAGGAGAACAAUCUCCAAGCUCCAUGGCAGUCUCUGGCUCGGGAUGGUUCUGCACAUAGAAUUUGGUGCUCUCACCCUGUCUUUUUCUACAGCUGGGCCUUGGAAAGGCCCCCUGUGCUGUGCAGCCUUCCAGGAUGAAGUGGCUCCAGGCCUUCUCUCUAUGUAUAUGUCUGAUAGUAACAUCUAAGGAGGGACUAAAGAUGGACCAGCAGGUUAAAGCAGUUGGCUCACAAGCCUACAGACAUAUCAACCCUCAGAACUGUGGUGGCAUGAAGAACCAUUUCCACAAAGUGACAUCCAUCCAAAACAAACACUUCCUUACACACACACACACACAUCUUCACCACCCCACACACAUAUACACCUAUGCAAAUGCUAAUAUUUAUCUGGGUAUGAGAGCUCAAGCCUUUGAUCCCAGCUCUCAGGAAGCAGAGACAGGCCCAUAUGAACGGCCCAGCCUGCUCUACAAGUAAAUUCCAUCUAAGGAUACAUAUAUCCUGUCUCAAAAAACAAAAGAAAAUGUAAGUCAAUAUUUGUUCUAAGUACACUUAAUGGGUUAAAAGAGAGGCUCAUUUUUUCUUCUGUCUACUGAGCAUCAGAGCUCUCACUAGGGACACAUGCAGAGGCAAACUUCCUGCACCUAGAUAGAGUGCUGAGGUAGAAACUAAAACUGAGCGGUCGCUGCCAAGGCCUUUGAAUUUUAGCACUGGGAAGAAGAAGCACGAGGAUUAUGAGUUGAAAUGCAAGCUGGGUUUAAAGGGUGAGCUACAUAUUAAGACUUGGGGCUUCUGAAGAAAAGAAACGAAAAUCCAAAUCCUGACCAUCAUGCAGGGUGGUUUCACAGUCUCAUAAUAGUUCUGCAAAGGAGAAAGUUAAUGUUCCAUAAAUUCCACUAAAGCAAAGGAAGGAUGCUUUUCUUUGUACAAUUCUGUUGUGCUUUUAAGACGGGAUGUCAGCUGGGUAUGGUG
Molecule: messenger RNA, 4608 nt
Organism: Mus caroli (Ryukyu mouse)
Lineage: Eukaryota; Metazoa; Chordata; Mammalia; Rodentia; Muridae
Gene: Kdm4d
Product: lysine demethylase 4D
Biological process (GO): chromatin remodeling; regulation of gene expression
Cellular component (GO): chromatin; nucleus
Molecular function (GO): histone H3K9 demethylase activity
Source: RefSeq, a predicted model, not a curated record